Molecule: messenger RNA, 1437 nt
Organism: Anopheles funestus (African malaria mosquito)
Lineage: Eukaryota; Metazoa; Arthropoda; Insecta; Diptera; Culicidae
Product: cuticle protein 16.5-like
Exons: 1
Coding region: 187-1137 (316 amino acids)
Cellular component (GO): chitin-based extracellular matrix
Molecular function (GO): structural constituent of chitin-based larval cuticle
Source: RefSeq, a predicted model, not a curated record
GUUUCGGCAAAGUCAGCGAACCGAAUGUUACGAGCGUAUAAAAGCGUACCCCAAUUAACUGGACCAGCAUCAAUCGUGUUCUGUCCUCCGACUCGAAGCGAGUACUGAGUGGAAUCCAUUCCCCAGCAGCGCUACCGAAUCCAUUUGCGUUCUAAACACCACCAUCAGCAAACCCAAGUAUCAAAUAUGAAGCUGUUCGUCGUAGUAUCGUCCCUGCUGGCCAUUGCCACCGCUGCUCCAUCAGCCACGCUGUACGCAACAACGUACGGCCAACCGGCCCUGUACGCUGCCGCUGGAGCACCACUGGCCACGUAUGUUGCGGCUGGACCGGCUGAACUGCACAGCCAGUACCACGCCCAGGACGAACUCGGCCAAUAUUCGUAUGGAUACAACGGAGGACUGUCGGCCAAGGCGGAGUCAAAGUCGUUCGAUGGUAUCACCCGCGGUUCGUACAGCUAUCUGGAUGCGGAGAACAAACUGCAAACCGUCGCAUACACUGCUGACGCGCUGAACGGAUUCCGGGUGGCUGCUUCCAACCUGCCGGUGGCUCCGGUUGAAACACGCACCGCACCCGAACCGGUCAAGGACACGCCCGAGGUCGCCGCUGCUAAGGCCGACCAUAUGGCCGCCAUCGAGGAGGCUAAGCUGCGCAACGCCGCCGCCGAGAAGGAAGAUUCCGAGGCCACCAUCAUUGCUGCCGCUCCGGCCAUUGCUGCUGCGCCUGCCGCUCUGCCACUCCCGGUCGCCACGUACACCGCCGCCGCCCCUGCCUCGUUCGCUUACUCGACCCACUCGAUCGCGCAACCGAUCGCGGCCUAUACCACCUAUGCCGCCGCCCCAGCCCCGGCUGCCAUCGAACUGAAGGCUCCCGCCUCCUUCGCGUACUCGACCUACACCCAGUCGGCGCCACUUGCUUACACCCAGUACGCUGCUGCCCCUUACGCCGCCCUGCCGGCAUACGCCCAGUACGCUUACCCAGCUGCUCCGGCCACCUCGUUCACUUUCGCCGCUCGCGCGCAGCCCGUUGACAUUGCUGCCGAACUGCCCGAGCCGGUUCAGGAUACGCCCGAGGUCGCCAAGGCCAAGGAAGAGCAUCUGAAGGCCGUCGCCGAAGCUAAGGCGCGCAGCCUACAGUAAGGUAUUGCAGUAGCGCAAUCGAUCCACAACAGCCAAGCAAUAGACCCCCGGAAUCAUACAACAGCCCGAUCGUACCCCGAUCUAUCCCCAGCAAAUGCCACAAACAAUGAUCACAGGAUCAAAAGAUGACUGUUACGCCAGUAGAUAUACUCUGUACAGAAAAUCAUAUAGUCAGCAAAAAAGGAAAGGUUAAAAAAAAUCUAUUGAAAUGAGAGUUUGAAAGUGAAUAAAAAAAUUAAUGUGCAUAGUACCAGCUCUCAAAUCGAGACGCACAGGAGGUGAAAAAACCUUGCAAGUUAA